Messenger RNA from Purpureocillium takamizusanense, 576 nucleotides. RefSeq lists its product as uncharacterized. The record is from RefSeq and is a predicted model, not a curated record. NCBI's taxonomy places the organism in Eukaryota, Fungi, Ascomycota, Sordariomycetes, Hypocreales, Ophiocordycipitaceae. Bases 1 to 576 code for a protein of 191 amino acids. The transcript has a single exon.
AUGGGAGACGACUUCUUCAAGUGGCUCCAGCAGAUCCGGUUCUCUCUUCGAGACGCUGGUUUGUUGGGAUACCUCGACGACACCGUCUCGAGGCCUUCAGAGCCGGGCCUGAAACAAAUUGACUUCGACAGAGAGCGAGCCCUUGUCAACAACGUGAUCUAUAGCUCUCUUCACAUAAGCGUGCAACAGGGCAUCUCCUCUAUGUUCACGAGAAACUUCAACUCGGUCUCCCCUCCAGAACUCAUCCGCGCGGUGAACACCAAAGUAAUGUGGCCAGCGCUGUACUACACCCGCUUGGCCACGUUUAUACGGAUCCCAUCAACUCGCUGGCUGCCUGAAGACGAUGCUCGCGAGGUGAUGCAGGAGGUUCAUGACGAGUGGGACCUCAUCAGGGUGUGCGAGCGAGGCGUGUCGGACGACGUCUACAUCGGAGUCGUGAUGGCUUUGCUGCAUGGGACCGAACACGAGGAUGACCUUUUGGGAGACAUUGUGGGAGAGAUGGAGCAUUACAACUUCACCGCGUCGGAGCUCCGUGCGUGGCUCACGGCACGGUUCGGCCUUGAGCAGCCCAUCUGA